AUGCCGAAGUUGAAUAAUUCCAAUCCUUUUACUUUCACUUUAUUUCAUAACAAGGUCAAUUUUACUACAACUUUUCAACCAGUUUGUGUAUUUUGGGAAUUUGCUACCAAUUCCAAAAGCUCAGGAAAUUGGUCAGAUAGUGGUUGCAGCGUUGUUCAUUGGAAUCAAACUCAUACCCACUGUCGGUGUAACCAUUUAACGCAUUUUGCAAUAUUAAUGCGCGUUACAGAAGUAGAGAUCUCUCAAGAACAUUUAGUUAAUUUAGAUACAAUAACAUUUAUCUGCUCUGAUGAUUUCAUUAAUCAAUUUGUUAGUACUUCUUCGGAACAUCAUGAAAUUCAUAUUAAUCUGGCUUUGGCAAUGUUGUUAUCUCAGAUCGGAAUCAUUUUGACCGGUGCUAGCAUAAUUAAAAAUAAUAAUAUAUGCUGCAAAAUUUUAGCUAUAACACUACAUAUGCUUCUGUUGUCGAUGUUCUCAUGGAUGCUUGCGGAAGGUAUUCACCUUUACUUAAAAGUUAUCACGGUUUUCAAUACAAGCUCCAAGAGAAAAUUAUAUUAUGCCAUAGGAUGGGGCUCUCCAAUCGUGACUGUUGGUGUAGCGGUUGGUAUAGGGUUUGAUAGAUAUGGAGUAAACAAAUUGUGUUGGCUAUCAGUUCAUAGUGGAUUCAUAUGGGCAUUUACAGGACCCGCUUUAUUUGUCAUUUUGGUAAAUUUUUUAGUAAUGAUUCUCGUCCUUCGAGUUACCGCUAAUAAAUCCGGGAUCCAUCCAGCUAGUCGACAGUUUUAUAGCGCAAAAAAAAUCAAAUCUAUCGUGAAAGCCACUCUUAUUUUGUUGCCUAUCCUUGGCUUAACUUGGAUAUUUGGUAUUUUCUCAAUGAGCAAUCAUACCAUUGCCUUCAGUUAUAUCUUUGUUAUUUUGAAUGGUUUACAGGUUCGACACUAUCUUAUGCGUAGAGUAGGUUUUAAUUCAUCGACUGGCUCUCAAAGUAUUGCUCUCAGCACAUCGAACCGCAAACAUCCAAAGAUCAAGAUAUCAUCUAAUGUGGAAGAAUUUGAUGUAACAGAGGAUCAAGGCUCCAACAGCAAUUUAAUUUAUGAAGGUUUAUACGCUUGCUUUGAUGACUUAAUAUUUCUAAAAUUAAUUCGUGCAUGA
Trichoplax adhaerens is the source of this 1152-nucleotide messenger RNA. RefSeq lists its product as uncharacterized. The transcript is spliced from 12 exons. The coding region runs from base 1 to 1152 and encodes 383 amino acids. The record is from RefSeq and is a predicted model, not a curated record. Gene Ontology annotation, molecular function: G protein-coupled receptor activity. NCBI's taxonomy places the organism in Eukaryota, Metazoa, Placozoa, Uniplacotomia, Trichoplacea, Trichoplacidae. Gene Ontology annotation, biological process: adenylate cyclase-activating G protein-coupled receptor signaling pathway; cell surface receptor signaling pathway. Gene Ontology annotation, cellular component: membrane.